Messenger RNA from Rubroshorea leprosula, 454 nucleotides. The record is from the annotation of a GenBank genome assembly. NCBI's taxonomy places the organism in Eukaryota, Viridiplantae, Streptophyta, Magnoliopsida, Malvales, Dipterocarpaceae.
UUUGAACAUGAUAAAGUCCCAAGAAAUGUCAGAUUCACGUUAUUCUUUCACAAAGUGAUACACAUGUUUAAUCAUAAAUUAUACAACAGAAGAUGAUGGUUAACAGUCUUAUGAAUAAUUUUAUCUAAUUGCAGAAAAGACUAAGACAUGAGUUCUCUCCUGUUGGGUAGCUGGUCCUUCACAUUUGGUGGUUCAUGUGAUGAAGAGGCUGCCUGUGACAAGAGUCUAAAGCUUGCCUUGAGAGCAAUAUGGUCUGAUGACCAGUAAGGAGAAGGAAGAGCCUUACCCAGGCUUUCCUUACUGGGAAGUUCUAAUAAGCUUUCAACUUUGAGCCUGUCAGCUGUGGAGAAACAGAAACACAGGCUUAGACCAAUAGCAAUGGCCCAGUAAAGUUUCUAAAGAAACAGUUUUUUCAUAGCCAAACUAUUAUGGUUAAUAGAGGAAUCUAAGUCAC